UCUAUGUACAGUCAAGAGUCACCAGUCAAGAGUCACGAGUUGUACCAGGCUUUUCGAUACACACAGUCACGAGCGCCCACGCCAUUGGUGGUAAGAUCUCAUGACGACGCUGGAGAGCGGAAACCGCACUCUGGCUACGUAUAGGAUUUCGACGUGAUCUCAACUCUGCAGGCACGACUAAGCCCUAGCCCAUGCUACAAGUCGCCUCGACGCCAACACCUUACUGCCCUUCCUCACGAACAUUCAUCCACUUUGAGCUGCACGUUGCAGCUUGCACCUCUGCAGACCGUAUUCGAUGCCAAGCCGCGAGCUCAGGUGACGUUUGCAACAUUCAAGCUCAGACCCAAUCCCUCGCGCACAAAGCCGCCAAACACAAUUCGCAAGUAGAGGCCUCGUGAUGUACCAGCAAGGCCAGUAUUCGUCGCGAUCGCCGCCGCCAUUGCAGCACCCCGUACCGACGCACCCGCCGGUGCAGGUCCCGAUCCCAUCCGGAACACCAGGGCCGGGAAGCCAGAGCAGCGGGCGACCCUCUAUUGACGGGGGAGGGUUUGGAAGCACAAGCACAGCGGAAGCCCAUCUCUCGUCCGCGAGAGCCAGAGGCGGUCAGUCCGAAAGUGGCUAUGCCCGCUAUGCUUCUCCGCCCUUGCAAAAUCCCUAUGGACAGCCCCAGAAUCAAUACCAACAGCAUGCUGGGGGUAUGGGUGCGGGGUCCAAAGGAGUGACCGGCGGGAUGAUGCAUCAACAGCAGCAGCCGCAGCAGCAGCAUCCAAAUCAGGGCUUCCAACAAUUUGGAAGCUUUGCCAGCUUUGCGAAUGGAAUGGGAAAUGGGCAGGCUGGAAUGGGAGGCAACAUGUUGAAUGAUGCUACUGCUCAAAUGGGAGUACAGUUUGGGCGUCAGAUGGCAGCUGCUGGACAGGAGUACGUUGGCAAGAACUUUGGAUCCUUUCUGCCGGUGCCAUUAUUGAAACACUACUUCAACGUAUCGAAUUCGUACGUGCUGCACAAGUUGCGCCUCGUCCUCUUCCCUUGGAGGCAUAAGCCUUGGUCCAGGCUUCACGCGGCUGCUGCAGGCGCAUCUGCUUAUGGAGGGGAACCGCAGUACGGUGCGUCUACAUCAAAGGCAGAAGGGUACGCUCCGCCGAGGGAAGACGUGAACAGUCCGGACCUCUACAUCCCCGUGAUGGCAUUCGUAACAUACGUCCUGCUUGUUUGCAUCAUCCGCGGUAUCGAAUCGCGCUUCCAUCCCGAAGUACUUGGCCUGACAUCAUCGAAAGCGCUGGGAAUCGUCUUCUUCGAAUUUGCUGCCGUCAAGCUCGGAUGCUACUUGCUCAACAUUCAAGGGGACCACACCGUCAUCGAUUUGGUUGCUUACGGUGGCUACAAGUUUGUCGGUGCCAUCGUCACUUUGCUAGCUGGUCUGACGCUGCCUGGACGACUAAUCUACUGGAGCGUCUUCGCAUAUACUUGCGCCGCCAACGCUUUCUUCCUUCUGCGAUCGCUUCGAUAUGUGGUGCUGCCAGAUCCUAGCAGCCCUAGCAGCGUCACCAUCACACCACAAACCAGAUCGAGGCGCAUCCAGUUCCUCUUUGCGAUUGCCGCUGUACAGACACUUUACUGCUUCCUGCUUAUCAUUGGCAUUUGGCACUGAAAGCAAUCUUAGAAUGUCACUACACUGCUC
Molecule: messenger RNA, 1678 nt
Organism: Ceraceosorus guamensis
Lineage: Eukaryota; Fungi; Basidiomycota; Exobasidiomycetes; Ceraceosorales; Ceraceosoraceae
Product: YIF1-domain-containing protein
Exons: 5
Coding region: 398-1648 (416 amino acids)
Biological process (GO): endoplasmic reticulum to Golgi vesicle-mediated transport
Cellular component (GO): COPII-coated ER to Golgi transport vesicle; Golgi membrane; endoplasmic reticulum membrane
Source: RefSeq, a predicted model, not a curated record